AUGGUGACGGAGGAUGAAGGUGCCUCGUUGGAUUGUGAAACUUGCAUUGCCUAUGACACCAGCUGUGUUGGCAGUAGGAUGACUUGCAGUGCUGGACAAGAUACCUGCAUGGUCGGUUUGAGCAAAACCUCAGUAGCUGGAUUCAACAUUCCAGCUGCAGCAAAAAGCUGCCAGUCUCAUGAAGUCUGCAAUUUUUUGGAACCAAUUUACAUGGAUUUUGGCAAGAGAAAUUUCAUCAGGGCAAGAGGUGUCUGUUGCUUAGAGGAUGCCUGCAUCACAGCCUCUCCUCAAUUACCGCCAGUCAACACCACAACCAAUGGAAACCAAUGCCCUGCCUGCUUUUCCUUGUCAAGCGACUGCUAUCCAGAGUUGCUGGACUGUACCGGAUCUGAGAACUACUGCUUUGAGCUGGCCACACAAACCAUAAAAGGGGAGAGUAUGAGCAUCACCCUGAAGGGCUGUACUACGGAGUCUUUCUGUGCUGCAUUGCAAAGUGGCAAAGUGAGCUUGGCCGAUAUUGGUAUUUCUUUGGCAAAAGCUGGAUGUCAACUGGCCAAGCAGGCUAUUCCAUCAGCUUGA
Molecule: messenger RNA, 579 nt
Organism: Rhineura floridana
Lineage: Eukaryota; Metazoa; Chordata; Lepidosauria; Squamata; Rhineuridae
Product: phospholipase A2 inhibitor gamma subunit B-like
Exons: 5
Coding region: 1-579 (192 amino acids)
Cellular component (GO): extracellular region
Molecular function (GO): phospholipase inhibitor activity
Source: RefSeq, a predicted model, not a curated record